Molecule: messenger RNA, 747 nt
Organism: Thlaspi arvense
Lineage: Eukaryota; Viridiplantae; Streptophyta; Magnoliopsida; Brassicales; Brassicaceae
Source: the annotation of a GenBank genome assembly
AUGAGAGGAAUCAUCAUCGUAAGCUUCUUAGUUUUGCAGAGUCUUGUCGUGUCUUCAUCUCAAUCAGCACCAGACUUCAAUUUCUUCUAUUGGGUCACCUACUGGCCAGGAGCAAUAUGCGAAAGCCAAAAAGGAUGUUGUCCUCCUCCACCGGAAGCCAAAACGUCGUCGGAUUUUAUGAUCCAUGGACUCUGGCCUCAGUUCAACAAUGGCACAUGGCCUGCCUUCUGCGAUCAAACCAAUCUCUUCGAUAUCUCCAAGGUAUCAGAUCUCAUAAGCAGGAUGGAGAGGAAAUGGGGAGAGUGGGGUGUGUGGACAUGUCCAAGCAACGAGACUAAGCUAUGGGAACACGAGUGGGACAAGCAUGGCACGUGCGUCCAAUCUAUCUUCGACCAACACUCUUACUUCCACACCAAUCUCAAAUUCAGACAAAAACUCGAUCUCCUCAACAUCCUCAAACAAAGUGGAAUCAAACCGAACGAUGGGUUUUACGGUUUAGAAGAGAUCAAGAACGCGAUCAAGUGCGUGAUCGGGUUUGCACCGGGUAUCGAAUGUAAUGAAGAUGUAGAGGGGAAGAAGCAGCUUUUCCAGAUCUAUAUAUGUCUUGAUAAUUACGCGAAAGAGUUUGUGGAAUGCCCGUAUGUUCCGGAUGGAUCAUGUGCUUCUAAGAUCAAGUUUCCAAAGUCCCCAAAGACAGAUUCCUGUACUGACUCUCAAAGUGUUAUGCCUUCUGUUUCGACUACCUAA